UUCGUUGCUACGUUGAUCGACGCUUGCUUGACAACCAGCCAGUUUAGCUAACUGUUGGUGAACACUUCUUGUGGAUUUCACACCACUUGCAUCAACAUUUGCACAUCAUUCAGAGACAAAAAAACACAGCUGAUUUGACUGCAGAGCUGCGCCACAUCUUUUCUAACAAUGACCAAGCACGAGUUUGAGGUGGCGAUGACGUGUGAGGGAUGCUCUGGAGCUGUUACCAAAGUCCUCAACAAGCUGGGAGGUGUGACGUUUGAGAUCGACCUGCCCAACAAACUGGUUUGGAUCGAGUCGGACAAAGAUGUGGAAGUUCUCACUGAAACACUGAAGAAAGCUGGGAAGGAGGUCAAGUACAACGGCACCAAGUGAAGGAAUCUGCUUCAUGUAGAACAGGAAAGCAUUGCUGCCGAUGCAAAGUGAAGAUUUAUGCUGGAAUUCAAGUCCUUUACCUGUCAGGAGAAGUCUGAUGGAUCCUCCCUUAGAUGCCAAACCCCCCCCCUCCUCAAGCUCACACGCACAACACAUCCUCUUGGAUGCAGAUCUUCUCUCAGUGUUGUGAUUUAUAAGGCCGUGAUGUUAGCACUUGUCCAUCUGUGAGAAGAGAAAAUGUCUCAUUUAUGUGCAGCACUAUACUCUACUGCUGCAUCCUCUAAUUUAGUUUGUCUUCCAUGUGAUGGAGGAAGACGUGAUGAGGUUAUGAUGUUGCUGUUUCUCCUCCAACAUGGCGGCCUGGCCUGAGUAAUCACUCUGCAAGUAUUAUCCAACAUCCCUCUAUUCAGCAUACCUGCAUGUUGAGAAAUUAUUCCUUAAAAUGUUCUGAAGUAGCAGUAAUGUUUUAUGUUCUGUUUUACUUUCAGAUAUGUUUAUUUGAUUAAAAAAAGGCAGGGCCGUACACUGACACCAUAGAAGUUCUUGAAUAUUAACUCAGGCUGAAGAAGCAUAAACAUGUAGAUUUGAAGCAUGGCUGCCAUUUUCAGUCUUUCCUGUUUGCGUAAAAGCAGCAAAACGAACAUUAGCAAACGUCCUUUGACAUAAUUGAAGUACAUUCCCUGGAUUGUAGAAACACACUGCAAACUAUUGGCUAUGUUUGCCUUGACCUUGACACUCAGUAUUAUUGCAUUGGUUGGAUUUAACAUAAUUAAAAAUCAUCCUUUCGAAGCUCCAUGUAUGAAGAUGUCUGUAGAUCUGCACCACUCAGUCUGUCUCUUCCCUUCAGGGACCAUCUGCUGGAUUUAGAUUUGUAUAACUGUUUCCUUUUAGCUUCAUCACACUUUACACUACGAUAAUCCAUGAAUAUAUAAAUCAUGUUGAUUGAUAUUUACUAACAGCUAUCUUUGUUUUCUAUUAAUAACGUGAAGCCUUUGUUGUAAUUCACUCUGUUUUUUUGUUACUUUGGGUAAAAAGAUCUCCUUCUCCUCUUGGGCUUUUCUAAUUGUCUUUAUGUGUUGUUUACGCACAGGGGAAAUAAAAUCACUUCUGCCUCACUCUG
Sebastes umbrosus (honeycomb rockfish) is the source of this 1495-nucleotide messenger RNA. It is a transcript of the gene atox1, whose product is annotated as antioxidant 1 copper chaperone. The transcript has 4 exons. Bases 169 to 375 code for a protein of 68 amino acids. NCBI's taxonomy places the organism in Eukaryota, Metazoa, Chordata, Actinopteri, Perciformes, Sebastidae. Gene Ontology annotation, molecular function: metal ion binding; copper chaperone activity. The record is from RefSeq and is a predicted model, not a curated record. Gene Ontology annotation, cellular component: cytosol. Gene Ontology annotation, biological process: copper ion transport.